AUGGAUGACUUAAAACUAUUUUGUCUUGUUCAAGGAAACGCAAUUGCUCAAGCUUUUCCUUUAAGUAUCAACAGAAAUGAAAAUAUUGGUCAACUCAAGAAAGCUAUUAAAGCGAAAAAAAUUCCUGAAUUUAAUUUUUUCGAUGCGGAUAGGCUUAAGAUAUGGAAGGUUCAAAUUCGCGCUGAUAAUGAUAAGGAGCCAAAUAAACUUACACUCCAUAACAACGAUCAACUUCUCGCAAGUAGGAAGAUUAGUAGUUAUUUCACUGACAAACCGCUCGACAAGCACAUUCACAUCGUUGUCAAACCACCUAAGCUGAUACAUAUUAGUCUUAACCUUGUACUUGAGGUGGGACUUUUGAACGAAGGAGGAAGUGUAGAAUAUCUAGGCAGAGAUCGUAUUUAUAAAGCAACGUUACGCGAGAGUUGUCUCUGUACCAAAGAUGGAAAAUAUUCUUCGUUUAUAGAAUUUAUACGAGUAGCAAGGAGAUUAAAACCAGAUGAAACACCUAUCCCUUAUGAUUUCCACAGCCUAAGAAUCAACAAUAUGACUUAUCAGGAAGUCCGAGAUAAAAUCUAUAAGUUUGUUUCUUACAAAUACGAAGACAGUCUCUUCAUCGAUCAUUUUUCAAUCCCUUGGGACGAUGAUCUUGAGAAUCGCCUCCGCCAGCUACAUUCGGAGAAAGACGUCGUGGAAAUAUUCUGGGGUCGAAGUCUUAAAGAAGACGAGGCAACUUGGCGUGUCUACGUGAUUUGUCGCAGUAUUUCUUACCUACGCAAAAAAAGGACUGAGACUGUCAUGGAAGAUCAAAUGAUUCGUUUCAGAACAAUAGACGAAGGGCUUUCUAAUGCUGAAAUUCGACAACGAAUUCUCCUCGAUUCACAAUCAAGGGAGAUCCCAAAAAAAUUGCAGAAAGCUUUUGAUGAAGCCUUAGAUAAUGAGCUGGGGCAAUCUUUCCGUGAAAUGCACUAUAAUCUGGUCGGCAUGAGCACCGGUUAUAAGCGAAUUCAAAAAAAGCUUACUAAAAUCCCUGCUAUCAUACUAUAUGUUCGCCAGAAGGGCAUUCUGCGUCGUGGGUGUGACAAAUUUCCGAAUCAAAUUCGUGGGUAUCCAGUAGACGUUGUUGAGGCUCGUUCUGCAAUCCCCUAUGGUUAUGGUGUUACUUCUUGUCAAACUUAUAAGAAUGGUGUUAGUUUAGGAUCGAGCAUAGGAAUAACUGAAUCUCAGGGAACGUCUGGAACCCUCAGCGCUGUCGUACGUGAUAAAAAAUCAGAACAAACAGGCAUCCUCUCAUGUGAGCAUGUAUGUAGGUUUUGUGAAUCGAGUACUGGAAUGGGUGUUAUAAUCCAUCAACCUUCGCACAAAGAUUUAGAUAAUUUAAUACAGAAAUUUGAUGAAUUGGGAUAUGCAAAUCCAGCAUUCAAAAAAAUUUUAGAAGAUCCGCAUAAUAUUAGUAUGAUCAAUGAGGUCAGGCAGAAUUCGGCUCUAGCAUGCUAUGAGCGUGGUAUGAGAAGAAACUUCUUCUCUAAAGUACAUCAGAAGAACUUUGGCGUUGAUACUGCAUUUUGUAUUUCCAAAAACUCCAAUCGUACAUUAUGCCCAAACAAAUUUGCAAUUCCCAAAGAUCUCUUCGAAAAGGCAAAUCUUCCUGAAGAUACCUUAGGAAGAGCUACGGGCCUUACUCUUGGAAAAUUGGUUCCUAUUGACUCUGCUAUUUCCAUUGAUCUAACAAAUGAAAGCAUAAAAUUUGCAGAAGAGCAAGGAGGGCAAGGCCAAAUUCCUCUCCGUAAUAACAAUGAUCUCAUCGGAUACAUGAAAUCACCAUUGAUCCAAGAAAUCGAUAAAAAGUGUCAGAAGUGUUAUCCUACCGUAUGGUUUGACCGACAAUUGAUAUUUAAAUUCAAUUAUGAAGACUUUAGGCCUGGAGACUCGGGAGCGAGUGUUAUGGACAAAGGAGGAAAAGCUCUUGGUAUCCUUCAUGCACUAUGGAUAACAGACAAUUUCAGAUACGCCAUUGCCUCUCCUUACUUUGCUGUUUUUGAAGCACUGGAUGUAGUAGAAAUUUAA
This is a messenger RNA of Paraglomus brasilianum, 2067 nucleotides long. NCBI's taxonomy places the organism in Eukaryota, Fungi, Glomeromycota, Glomeromycetes, Paraglomerales, Paraglomeraceae. The record is from the annotation of a GenBank genome assembly.